GUCCCUUGCUAGCUGCAUUUUGGCCUUUCUGAUUUCAUCCCUGCAUGCCUGAGCAAUACUUUUCUCCUCCUCCCUAGUCAUAUAGCUAAAGUUUCCACUUGUUGUAAACUUCCUUUUUGUGUUUUAGCUCACUGAAGAGCUCCCUGCCAAGCUGGACUUCUGCCAUAAUUGCUAAUCGUCCUGCACAUCAGGAUGGUUUGUUCCUGUGCCCUCAGUGAGGUUUCUCUAAAAUAGGUUUCUCCAGCUCUCCUGGACUCCUCUCUUCUCCUCAGACUGGUCUCCCAGGGGAUCCUGCCCAUCUGUUCCCUGGGCGAGUUGAAAUCUGCUUUCUGAAGUCCAGUUGUGGACGUUGGACCACUUACUGAUUUGGUCUGAAAGAAACCAGCAGCUUCAUAGCUAAUAGGUGGCAACAUAUAACUUGGUUAGAUAAUAAGGAAAAUAAACCAGAUAGUCCCAUAGACAUGUGCCUCCAGAAGGGAGGAGGGCAAUUUAAUGGCCAAAUGUGGCUUAGACAUAUAUUGGGAGUAAGGAGGGACAGAUGGAGUAUGUAUGAAUCAUGCAUCAAAAAGAAAUGCAUCAAAAAGAUUUAUAACUUGCCCAUAACCUUUCUGGAUAGGUCAGGAUAUAAAUAUUAUUCCUGUUACUAUUAUGUGAACAGAUUUUCAUGAGGAAGGGAAAAAUAUCCAGUGCCAAAUAUCAAAUCUUUGCUUUAUAGCAUGGCAGCCCAAGGGCACUCUACUGAACAGGCUGCCAGAACUUGUUAAACUUCAACAUUUUUUUCCUAGCUUAUUCUGGGAAAUGGCAGAGGGUCGAGGUUUAGCCCCCAGAGCCCGAUCCCAGUGUGCAGGGCAUGAUCUGGCCCAUGAACCUGCCCUGCGCCAUUCACAACAGCGAGCAUCACUACUAGAAGCAACUCAAAGUAGAGUCUUGUAAUACAAGGUGCUGCCAGUCACGCUUACAAUACAUCUGUAUUUAUAUAAGAGAAGAGGCAGUUAUGUGCAUUAGUUUGAAGUCUGACAGAAGGCAGGGUAGACGCCGCACCUUAUAGACUGACUGAAUCGGAUAUGUGUAAGCUGUCUCUUUGUAUAAGUAAUGUGUUACAUAAUCACAUUGCCCUUUUGUUUCUUCCCUUUUAUAUUGUUGUACAGUCUUAUAACUCUAGAAGACAACUCAGGUAAGUUGUUUUUCCACUUUAUAACAAACUAGAAAUUACCAUAUUUACUCAGUUAGAAAAUGAGGCUUCUCCCCUUUUAACAUGGGGGAACAAGCGCCUUGCCUUACAAUAAAGUAUGAAGUGGGAGGUGUGGGGGGCAGGCAACUGUUUCGGCUCUGGCUCCAACCCAAAGCUGGAUCACGGUGCAUGUGCUCCAGCCCAGCCCUGUAGCAGCCGUGCCAGCUUUGCGCUGCUGCUAUGGGGCUGGUCUGGAGCCAUGCGCAGUGCCCCAGUCUGCAGCAGAGAUGGAGCCCACUGACAAGGAGCAAAGGUGAAAGUGGGGAGGGGCAGGUAGAGACUUGCCGGGGGUGGGGACCCAAGGCUGGGCAGGGGGCAGAAGUGGCAUGGAGGGGGCAGGGGAAGGGGGUCAGGGACCUGAGGCUGCAGGGGUAGGCAUAAUGAGGGCAGAGGGACAUGUGCCAGGGAGCACACUGCUUGCCCCACCACUUCCCACACUGCCUGUCCCCACUGCCCCCUCCAUGUGCUGCCCCUUUACUGUCUGUCUACCACGUGACCUACCACCUGCCCUUCCGCACUGUCUGUUCCCCACCAUCUGCCCCAUCGCUGCCCCCAUCACCUGCAGUAGUGUGGGUGGGUGGAAUUUAAGAUGAUCCUCCAAUAAUUAGAUUCCAUACAUGGAAAGUUAUAAUACAUUUAUAAAUUUUCCUUUAAUAGAAUCUACUUACUGGGGGGUCAUGUUACAUUCAGGGUUGUCUUGUAUUCAGGUAAAUACAGUAUUAACUUGUUCCAUUGGAACUGAAAAUUCACUUAAAAUAAAACAAGUACAUCUGAAGGCAUACAUGUAACUGAAAGCAAACCAGCAUUUGUGAGCUAGAUAAAGAUAUCAGUUUUAUGUAGCUUCCACUUAUAGCUAGCCACUUUAAAAGUACAGUAUAGUUGUGCUUAGCAAAGGUGCUUUGAUUUAAAAACAAAACAAAACAACACUCCUCCAAAUUCAGGGCACCUUCUGAAUAUUGAAGUGCUGAACAGCCUGUUUUAAGUUCCAUGUUAAGGCAAAUACCUCAGUGGAAAAUGUGAUCAGCUGGAAGGAUUUGCACAAUCAAGUUAAAGGAUAUCUAGGGUUAUUUUAUUCCAUAUAGUCCAACAUGGCCAUGGAGGAGGAAAACGUAACCAUCGUCAUCAAUAGAGAUGUUUAUGAAAUCCUUAAGAAGAGAGAGGGCUGUCUACGUGACCUGCUUUGGAAGAAGUUUGGCUGCACGCCAGUCUUUAAGGGUAGACCAUGCCCCGUUGAAGUGUACAGGAAAAGCCCCAAAAGAGGAAUUGAGCUUUCUGUUUGGAUGGAUGAUAUUACAACACACAAUGCUGAUGCAUUGGUCAAUGCAGCUAAUGAAUUUCUGAAUCAUGGUGCAGGACUUGCUUUGGCUCUUGCAGAAGCUGGGGGGCCAGCUAUUAAAGAACAGAGCAGACUUCAUAUUGAACGCUAUGGGACACUCAAGGCUGGGGACAUAGCAGUAACAGGUGGAGGCAAGCUUCCUUGUAAGGCAGUUAUCCAUGCUGUAGGCCCCAGGUGGCUGGCAUGUUACAAGGAUGAAUGCUGUCACAAGCUUGAGGUAGCUAUUACAAACAUCCUGACCUAUGUUAAUAAACCAGAGAGUUAUAUCGGGUCAGUGGCUAUCCCUGCAGUGAGCUCAGGAAUUUUUGGCUUCCCACUAGAUAUGUGUGCUUCUGUGAUCGUACACACAAUAAAAACAUUUGUGGAUCUGGCUCCAGUAUUUCCCCAUUUGAAAGAAAUCCGCUUGGUGAACAUUGAUGAGCCCACAGUUGCAGCAAUAAAACAGGCCUGUGAAGCAUGCCUGGGCAGUAGCGACACCAGUGCACUUCAAGGCACUGCGCCAGCUUCAUCCAGCUCGUCUCCAGAUUCCAUCACCAUCAAUGGCCUUCCCCUACACAUCAAACGAGGGCUCAUCGAAAAUCAGCGUACCGACAUUAUUGUGAAUUCUGUUGGCAUGCAUAGUGAUCUAAAGGUCGGAGAGGUAUCAAAAGCCAUUCUGGGAAAAGGAGGACCAUCUCUUGAGAAGGAAUUUCAGAACAACUUGAAAAAACAUCUACCAUUUUCUGAAGAACAACUUGUAUGGACAAAAGGACACAAUUUGGCAAGCAAAACUGUGCUCCACGUAGUAUGGCCAUAUUCUAUUGGUGAUAAAUACAAGGUACUCAAAACUGCAAUGGCGAAGUGUCUGCUUGAGUUUCCGUCUGCUUCAGUUUCUUUCCCUGCAUUAGGGAUUGAGAAGUUACAUCUCGCAAAGGAUGAAGUGGCAGGUAUUAUGAUCGAUGAAGUUCUCAAGUUUGCAAAGGAACAGCCCUCAAAAAAAAUAGAAGUAUUUUUUGUGCUUCAUCCAAAUGACAAUGACGUGUAUAAGGCUUUCAAAAUGAAGCUUGAUUCAGCAAAACGCCAGCUGGGAGAGAGGAUGGUUAGCAAUAAACACCAGAGUCUGGGUUCAGACAGACAAGCUGAAGCAAAGAUUAAGAAAGAUGCACCAGUCAUUGUACUUAGCGGAAAUAGAUGCGAGACACUGGAAGCGGCACAAAUGUGGAUCAAAAGCAUAACAGAAGUCCAGAAAAGUCACCUUUUCCGGAUAGAAAACCACCACAUUUUUAACUUUGGCAAAAAGGAGUUUGUGGAACUGUCUCGUCAGCAGUCCUUGGGUGUGUCCAUAUCAGAAGAGGUGAAAGGUGGAAAGACCAGAUUAGAGAUUCAAGGUUCUCCUGAUGCUGUGAUUGAAGCAGUAUUUGCAAUUGAAAACAUGCUGUAUUAUGUGCAAGAGAAGAAUAUAGUCAAACAAGAGGAAAUGCUGCUGUCUGAAGGACAACAGGGAACUGAUCCUAUUUCAGGAAGACACCAACACCAGACAAGACCAUCCACAAUCCAGUACCAGACCAUGCUGGUAGAACCGAAAUGUCAGGAAUUCGGGGACAGAAAGAGAUAUUUUGAAAAAAACGGUCUUCGGAUUCUUAAGAUAGAGAAAAUACACAAUCCUGUUUUAUCAACGGUCUUCCAACAGCUUCAAAGAAAUGCAGAAUUGAAAAAUAAAGGCAAGCAAGUGUGUCAAAGGCUGUACCAGCGUGUUCCCGCUCAGUUUUGUAGGCUGGUGUGCCGAGCUGGUUUUCAGAGACUGUAUUCCCCUCCACCAGAAAAAGCAUAUGGAUCUGGUAUCUACUUUAAAAAGAACCCCAGAAACUUAAUAGAGGAUAAUGAGCAAUGUGACAAGGACCAUCUUAUUUGUGUAUUUGAGGCAGAAGUAAUAACAGGCUCUUAUGCCAGAGGUGGGCCAUCUUGCAUUGUGCCACCAGCCUUUGAAGUCGAUGGUAAAAGUACAUACAAAUUUGACAGUGUAGUAGAUGAUGUCCACGACCCCACCACCUUUGUCAUUUUUAACAGCAAACAGGCUCUUCCAAAAUAUUUGCUCACUUGUCACCAGAUUCAAACUGAUGGUCCAGGAUCUUCUUGGAUCUGUAGCAAAAUGGCAGGUUGGAGUUUACCAGGAUUAUGGGGUAGUAAAGAAUCACCGAACCACGAACACAGAGGCUCUCCCAAAACAAAGUACUAGUAUUACCAACGGUACUGCAGAAAUAGUGCCUUCUAGGCCAGUGCUGGCUGAAAUAUCCACAUUUGUAUACAAUUAAACUACAUACAACUUUAUACUGGAGUAGGGUCCUGAAUACAGUUUCUAAUUCUCUUAUUGGUUAAGAUAGCACAGAAGUUUUAUUUUUCCAUAUGUAUCCAACGCUAUGCAUUUUAAACAUAGAAACCUUAGUCGAGUUUGAAUUCAUGUUUAGUCACAGAAAUUAUGUUUUUUCUAUAACUGAAGCAAUGCCUUAUCAACAUGAAAUAACACUGUGCAAAAUAAUUACAGUGGUUUUACUUAAACAUUUAUUUACAUUGUUAAUUUGAUUAUUGUAUUUUGAAUUCAGGUGGGAUACCUAUCGUUAUACCUACAGGACCCACAUUA
Molecule: messenger RNA, 5184 nt
Organism: Alligator sinensis (Chinese alligator)
Lineage: Eukaryota; Metazoa; Chordata; Crocodylia; Alligatoridae
Gene: PARP9
Product: poly(ADP-ribose) polymerase family member 9
Exons: 10
Coding region: 2320-4782 (820 amino acids)
Biological process (GO): positive regulation of type II interferon-mediated signaling pathway; negative regulation of gene expression
Cellular component (GO): nucleus; cytoplasm
Molecular function (GO): transcription corepressor activity; ubiquitin-like protein ligase binding; NAD+ poly-ADP-ribosyltransferase activity
Source: RefSeq, a predicted model, not a curated record